AUGCGUGGGCUGCAUUCCACUCGCUUGUCAUUGCAGCGUCUCCACGUCCGUCCUGCACCACAAGAUCGUCUUUAUCUACUGAUCCGUGCAUUUAGUGAUGCUUUGGAUCCUGCUAAGCGUUCUCUAGGCAGCAACGUGUCUCGUGUCAAUGGUGUCUCCUCUUCUCUAUCGCUCGUUAAUGGCUCUAUUAAUGGCUAUAAGGACCGAUACGAUAUGAACAAGAUGGAUACAGAGACAACACAGUUCUUAGCUUCAUACCGUGAUGAUGACCAGCACGUACAGGACAUUGAGUUCACUGCACAGCGCAUUGGCUUUCCCAUUAGUGAGACAGAGCUCAAAGAAUGCACCGAGCAUCAGAUGCGACAGAAGGAGGAAGAAAUUGAUUGCAUUCGAGAAGAAUCUAGAAAAGAAGCUACGGAGAAAGCUGAGAAAAUCAUGGCGAUACUACGCCAUUCCAUGUCAGAAUUGGAGAUUGGCAAAGUCAUUCAUCGCAUUGCUCAAUAUGCCACUCUCCCUCGAGUCACGGGACUCUCAAGGAAGCAGUUUUUGAGAUCUUUGGAAACGAGGUUUGGAGAUAAAAACAGAAAAGAGCUUGGUUACAUGCUGGCAUUUCUGCAAGGUCGAGACGAUGUCAUUGACCAGCUAGAGAUUAAGUCACGAAUGGGAGAAGACCAGAAGCAACAGGUUAAAAGCAUGGAAGAGCAAAAACCACCUGCACAAAUGGCGGAGGAAUUUGUGGUACCCAAGAUUAUGGGACUGCAUCCGGACUUGGUGGCAGACCCACAGUUUGUAAGCAUCGUCUUUUGCUACUGCCGAUUGGCUUGUCUGAAUUCCCUGAAGCUCAUGAAACGACCAGCAUCAGGUUUCGGUCGUGGAUCCAAGUCGAGUUUGUGGCAAGUCAAGGCAGAUUUCCGGAAGGUGCUGGACAUGGAGGGAUUCUCGCACUUUGCAGACAUGCUUGGGCUGGAGAAAGUAACCAUCAAGGACGAGGAUGAGAACGGUGACGCCAUGGAUGCCGAAUGGGAGGAGUUUAAUUUGGAAAAUGACCGUAUUGACUUCCGCAUGCUUUUGUCACAGACACAGAGCAUCGUUACUUUUAUGAAGAGAGAGCUUUCCAAUGAGACCAUCUCGAAAAUGCUCGUGGCGAUUUUGGCGUCCGUCAAGACGUCGAAAUUGCACCGCAAGAUCUUCCAGGAAAUGGUGUGUAAUAUUCAAACAGCAUUUCCCGAGGUACAUCAUGAGCAGCUACUAUCAGAGCUCGUACCGUUCUUUUCAGGUGAUAACGCCACAUACGGGGACUUUGACUCGGAAGUGGCGACGACUGCUCUACAGCACCACCAGAUGCGAAACGAAGCGAUCAUUCGUGCUUUGCUGGAAACCCGUAUGCGUGUCGGUCACAUUCUUAUUCGCGACAUUGACGACGUAGAGCCUACUCAUUCGAUUUCAAAGAAGCUGACCCCAGAGCAACACGAGAAAGUGAUUACAACGGCGUGGAAUAUCGUGUCAGUAUUGGAUGACCGCAAGUACCACAUGUUCUUCACUCGUUUUCUCAAGUACAAGCUUGCAUGGCGACCGAAUCGUGCCACAUUUGGCGAGACAUUCCUGUCAGAUGUUCGUAAGACUCUUGGACCUCUCGAUGCGAACGCGAUUAUGCCUAUGUUUGAGGAAGUGUACCAGCAGUUGUCAGUGGAGACGCUUACGAUUUGCCGUGUCAAACUUCGUCAUUCUGGGAAGCUGCUGCGUGGUCGAGGUGCACUUGAACCGCUGAAUGACGCUGGUCGUGAGCGCCUCGAGACCGCAUGGCAACCCUCGCAUUGUGCUUUUUACCGCAACUUACCACAUGGCGUAACGAAGAAGCACUUGGAGAACGCACUUGCUCACGUCGGAGGCGUCAAGCGCUUUUUCCUGUUUUCCAACCCCAUUAACGGUCCGCCAGAGGCAUCAUUUGAUGAUACUGACGAUGAUGAAGACGACGAGAUCGAAGGUGAAGAUGAGCAAGAAAACGAAUUUGACGCUGUAGAUGACAAUGAUGACAAGCCAAAGAAGAAGAAGAAGAAAAAGAAGAAAGCAACAAAGGCCGAGUUAGAGGACUUGAGAGGAUUGAAGAUGCCCAAGCACAAGAGAAAAAUUGUUGCGAGCGACAAGAAGACGCCGCAUCAAGCCGUGGUGGAAUUUGAGUCCGAAAGCGCGUGCCGCGUGGCGACGAUGCGUGCAUUACAGAUCUUUGGCGUGAUGAUGUCAGGAUGGAAUGAGUACCGACCAGUGUUCUCAUCACCGGUAGAUAAUCGCUCGGGUAUCACUCUAAUGAACGUCCCUUAUGGGACUAAGGUUGGUGAUCUUGUGGAUGAGGUAAACAGGAUCCUGUUCAAAGCUGGUCUGAAGAUGAAGGUGUCGGGUUUAGUUCCCCGAGGUGUAAUGCUGACAAACGGUCGUCUGGAUCUGCGCUUUCCAUCGUUCGUGGAGGCCGCACAAGUCGUCGAGCAGCUGAAUGAACAUGUGAGCAAGAUGAAGAGAUGUCGAGCACUUUCCAAGAAAGACGCUUUUCGCUUUCACGAAUAUGUAAAGCUUAAGACGAGAAUGAAAACGAAGGAAAGAACCGCAGAGAAGGAACGAAAGAAGGAGGAAGAAGAGGAAUUAGCACGAGAAGAGGAACGCGAUGCUCAAGAUGAUGAGGAUCUCAUGUGUUUUGGCGUUGGUGAGGACGAGGAGGAGGACGACGGUGAGGAUGAGGACGACGAUGACGAUGAUAAUGAGGAAAAGGCCGUUGACAAGCUGAAAAAGAAGUACAUCCUUACGGUGUCAGAAACAGUUGAGGAAUACUUUGACGAGUGGCUAGAGGCAGAGUCGAAUAUGACUGAUGAGGAUUUGGCACGCAGUGAAGUGCCUCGCCCUUUUGAUGUCACCUGGACACCCUUGCCGAAGCCCACGAACAAACACUUGUACCUUUAG
This is a messenger RNA of Peronospora belbahrii, 2949 nucleotides long. NCBI's taxonomy places the organism in Eukaryota, Oomycota, Peronosporomycetes, Peronosporales, Peronosporaceae. The record is from the annotation of a GenBank genome assembly.